CGACGACACACCAUGGAUGCCACGGGAGAAGGGGGUUCUGCUUUCCCAUUCCAUGAUCUCACGGGAAGUGGCCAUUCGCUGUGGAAUUCCCACCACGAGGCACCACAUGUUGUCACGCCGGCAAAUCCACAGCCUUUCCCAGUGGGCCACUGAUUUUGGUGCCAAGGAGGACCUCACUACUCGGUUAGCCAACAUCAUCCGUGAGUACUCUGCUUCGCGGGAUGUGCUGAAGGAGCUUCUGCAGAAUGCGGACGAUGCUGGCUCACAUGUCGUACACUUCCUCUGGGACCAGCGCCACCACCCAGUGCAUCGUGUCUUUGGUGACGAAUGGGAAAAUCUCCAGGGCCCCGCCCUCUGCAUCUACAAUGACCGGCCCUUUGAAAUGUGUGACAUAGAAGGGAUUCAGCGUUUAGGCUCUGGUGGUAAAGGUGGGCGGCGGGAUACUACUGGCAAGUACGGUCUGGGGUUCAACACAGUUUACCACUUGACUGACUGCCCUGCCUUUGUGACAGGAGACAGUGCCCUGUGCGUCUUUGACCCCACCUUACGGUACCUGCCUAAUUCUGAUGACAUCUCUCCUGGAGGAAUGUUCAACCUGACUAAAGAUUUCAAAGACACCUUCCAAGAUGUUUAUGACAGCUUCUUGCCCAAAGUGUUUGAUCUGCAGCAUGGCACGGUUUUUCGAUUGCCCUUGCGUACCCCUGCCGGGGCAGCAGUCUCCCCUAUCUGCCAGCGUUCUGUGUCAGAGGAGGACAUGCUAAGUAUGUUGGAGGCUCUCAGAGAAGAGGCGGAUUGCUUCAUGAUGUUCCUCAACCACGUUCACCGUGUGGUUUUCUCUGUGAUCAAGGAGGAGCAAAAGAUGCCAGUGGAAAUUCUCUGUGUGGAGACUGUGGGUGGUGAGGCUGAAAGACUAGAAUACCAGAAACAGUUCCACGAAGCAGCUGCAGCAGGUGGGAGGGAUGUGGGUGAGCCAGUAAGAGUCUUUUACAGAAUGAAGGUGAAGUGUAGUUUCUCCAAGACUUCCAGGGAAUGGCUAGUUGGGAGACAGAUAGGAGUAGACAGCGUGGACACCGUAAAAGGCGUACAGCUGCCGCAUGGCGGUGUGGCUGCUUGUCUUGAUGGGCAAGCACUAGGCAGGGCCUUCUGCACCCUGCCGUUGCCGGCGAAAACCGGCCUCCCUGUCCACAUCAAUGGGAACUUUGAAGUGGACUCUGCUCGGCGGGACUUGCGGAAGGAUGACAACAAGGACAGCCCUGAGACGGCGUGGAAUAGCUUUCUGCUGCAGAGCCUUAUAGCCCCUUUGUAUCUCCACCUACUUGAGGAGCUGCGGAAGGCACUGGGGAAUUCACCGCUGCAGUCCUCCUCCCUGAAUGCAUGCCAAAAAAUGUUAGAUUCAAAUUAUUUGCGGCAUUUCCCACUUGUGACAGGCGACGUCCCCCCGUUCUGGCAUCAGCUAGUGAUCCGUCUGUAUGUGCUGGCAUUUGAGAGACAUAUCCCACUGUUGCCGGUCUACCGAAAGGAGAGUAAGUCUACAUGGGAGGUGGUGGUGAGUGUGUACUGGAGUGCACCACAACAGGGACACCCAACCAAAGAUCCCUAUUUCCUCAAUUCUGAGAUAAAUGGUCCUCUUGAAGAUGCUCUCCAGAAUCUGGGCAUGCUCUUAGUCCCUGCCUUCCUGCGUCUACAGGAAAUCCAUGAACAAUUUGUCAAGGCAGAAGUUGGUGUCCGAACCUUGGAUUCUCCAUCCCUCUGCUGCUUCCUCGGGAGUUUGCCUGGCUUGUGUCUGCCAUGCCCACUAAAACAAACGCCUUUGAAGAAUAGUUUGGGCUGCUCCGCUCUUCUCAACUUUUGCCUUAACGGGCUGUGCUCUGAGAACAUCAGAUGCCUGGAAGGUCUCCCCUUACUGAUCACUCGGGACAAUAUGCUCCGGCAUUUCAGUCAGAGGGACCCUGUCUACCAGAGCAGCGCUUAUAAUCUUUUUCCAAGCCAUCAAGAUAGGUUCUCUGUCUGCUGCGUUGACAGUCCAGAGGCUAGGCAACUCUUACUAGAGAGCGGGUUUAUCAAAGAGUUCACCCUGAGCGAAUCUGCUGUUUACAUCCAAGAGAGACUGAGAUUGAAGGACUGGGUCACAGGUCCUGAACGUCGGGCCUGGCUAGGUAAGGUAUGGAAGUUCUUUGAAAUGCAGAUCUGUGCAUCUUCCGAGAAGGACACAAUAAACCAGAUGUUCCAAGAGCUAGUUUCCCUCUUCAAAGGCUGGUCUGUUCUCCCUGUGUGUGGCUCAGGUCAGGAGCUGGUUCCCCUUGACUCCCUGAACACAAUUGUGGCUAGCCACGCUGGGGAUGUUACUGAAAUGCUCUGCAAGCUGGGCUUUGCAAAGCUGGACUUAGCUCUUCUGCCUCUAGAACUCACCGCAAGCUGCAUUGAGCCACAGCUGGUUCAGACAGACAACCCUGCUGCAGUGCUGGCACAGUUGGAUGCCCGGCCCAGCCUGCACUGGCAUGAGCUUAAACAAUGGGAAUUUGAAAGUCUCUUGAGGUUCCUGAGCAAAGAUCUGCAGAAGUUAGCAAGUGACUGUGGGUUACUCAGCAAGCUGAAGGCCUUGCCAAUAUUUGAGACUCAUCAAGGACAGCAUGUGUCACUCGCUUUGUACCAGAAUGUGUACUUGCUGUGGUCCAAAAUCUCAGAGAGGUCCGGUAAUUUCAGCGAGCUUUAUGAGGCAGUUACCGGGACAGUUCUGCUAAAAGACAAUGUACUGAACAGAAAUUUGAGCAACUGCUUGGGUAUUGACGUAAUGAACGAUUUGCAGCAGUUUGUGAAACUCCUCUUGCCUCACCUGCUGCAUCUCCCAGAGGCCCGUCUGCUAGAGGCAGUGAAGUUACUCCUCCUCAUCAAGACAUUCUAUCCAGAGUACAAGGAUCAGAAGGAGACUGUGAUAUCAAAGUUCCGACCUGUUGCCUUCAUCCGGGACAAGCAAGGUGUGCUGCGUCCUGCAUCCUACUUCUAUGACAGCAGUGUUGUUCUUUUUCAAAAGCUGGGAUUGGACUCUCGAUUUGUGCCAGACAAAUUCUACAAGACUGUGUGGUCAGGUGACGAAUCAGAAGUGAUUAGAUUCUUAAAGGAUGUGGGCCUGCGGCAUGAAGUCACUGAGGAUGAUUUCCUGAAGUUUGCAGUCCAGAUUCAGAAUGAAGCGUUGAAGGAUGGUGCUAUGUCUGGUGAGCUUCCUAACAAACGAGAAGCACUCCUGUUGCACUUGCUUAAGCAGAAAAGUGAGUCUUUAACAGAUGCCUUCUUGGAUCAGUUGUCCCAGCUCCGUUUCUUGGCACCUCAUCCCAUCCGUGCUGAUCUGCACAACCUCCACUCACCAUUCGUCUCGAGCAACACUCCAGUGGCACCCCAAGGUGCUUUAUGUACUUGGGAGAAAACUGAACUAGCUUGGACAUCAGUAGUGAUUCUGCAUCCCAUUAGAUCAAUGGAUGACAACACAAAAGCCAUUCUGGAACGCCUAAGGGUACAAUGUACCUUAUCAGCCCAACUGGUCUUGAAAAAUUUGAGUAAUGUAUGUCGGGCAGAAUGCAGUACCCAGGAAACCAGGAAAACUCGGGCAGCCGUCCUCCAACUGAUGUAUGGGUACUUGUUGAAAGAGAAGCGCAUAGACACAGAAUAUGUCAAUGGGCUCCCUGUGGUGCUGGUAGAAGGUAAUGAAGUAGCUGAAGCCCAGCAUGUGGUGGUGUCCUUGAACAACUGGAGUGAAUUCCGACCAUACCUCUACAGAUUACUCCCAGACCUAGCUCCCUACAAGGAACUUCUGGAGAAAUUUGGGAUGAAAGUUGAACCCACCAUCCAUCAUUACGCCAGUGUCUUGGCCAGGAUCUACAAGGAGACCACACAGAAAGCUACACUGCUACCCAACCACAUUAAAACAGUACAACGGGCCACCCGGUGCUUCUUCCAGCUUCUAGAUGAAUCACAGGAAACAGUGGACUUCUCAGACCUGAAGGAACUGCAUCUGCCUUGCACUGAUGGGAAGCUUUACCCAUCUAAUACCCUAGUCUUCAAUGACUGUGCCACUGACCAAUCCCUCCAGGCCUUGCAGGGUACUUUUCAUUUCCUACUGGAUCAUUUCGGUGUCAACCGGUUAUUUGAGACCUAUAAUCUCAGAAAACUACUGUUCCUGCUGCCAGUAGCCCUGCAACCCAAGAGACUGUCAGAUAUUACCAGAGAGCAACUGGAUGAGUCAUCUCUAGAACUCUGCUCCUAUGGAGCUCACUGUGAGUUCCAGUCCCGUCUUGAAGAACUUCUGGUCGCUCCCGAAUUCCAGGAUGCUCUUGUUGCACUUCUAAGGUGGCAGAACGCAGACAUGGAGGCAGAGGCUGACAGGGUACACAGUGGACUCUUCUCACUGGAGCAGUUAGAGGUUAUCUGCUGUGAGAUGCUCUACACCGUGAUGUUUCACCAGUCACAGUGCUUGGAGGGAAGCCGAGAGGCCAAGGCCGUGUUUGUUGAAACAACACCAGAUGGGAAGCAGCACAUUUACCUUUUGCACCAGGACAAGAGAUUCUGGCUUGCCAAGGACCAGGAGAAAUUGCUGCAGUGCUGA
Gekko japonicus is the source of this 4597-nucleotide messenger RNA. RefSeq names its product sacsin-like. Gene Ontology annotation, molecular function: Hsp70 protein binding. The record is from RefSeq and is a predicted model, not a curated record. NCBI's taxonomy places the organism in Eukaryota, Metazoa, Chordata, Lepidosauria, Squamata, Gekkonidae. The transcript is spliced from 2 exons. Bases 17 to 4597 code for a protein of 1526 amino acids.